Messenger RNA from Trypanosoma theileri, 4305 nucleotides. RefSeq lists its product as uncharacterized. The coding region runs from base 1 to 4305 and encodes 1434 amino acids. The transcript has a single exon. The record is from RefSeq and is a predicted model, not a curated record. NCBI's taxonomy places the organism in Eukaryota, Euglenozoa, Kinetoplastea, Trypanosomatida, Trypanosomatidae. Gene Ontology annotation, molecular function: protein-containing complex binding.
AUGCAGUCAAAGGCAAAUUCAUCAUCUACGUCUAAUACACACGUGCUCCUCUCUUCACGACGCAACAGUCGUCGCCCCACAUUAGAGGAGGAUGAACAGGAAGUUGCUGGUAUAGAGAUUGAUCGGGUUUCCUUUAUGAAUACCGCACUGCGAGCUCUUCCGGGGAAUACACUUCGUACCUUUUUUGCUCCCGUCAUGAAUGUCAAAUCUGUUUUCUUUAGACGUCGUCGACUCACACAAUUACACAUGACUUCUGACGCUGCAAAGAUGGAUAAAGUUUUUAAAGAAACCAUACGUGUGCUGACCAAAGCCUUGGUAGAUGCAUCUCUAGAGUUAUUUGAAAAUCCAAUGCCACUGGAGGAAAAAGAUCUAGCAACGGCUCUGGCUGGAAAAAUGACUCCUGUCUGUUAUGAACCCGGUGCAGUUCUUGUCUAUCCAGGUGAAUACCCAGAGACGAUGUUUGUGCAUGUGGUGUUGAGUGGUAGUGUACAGGUGGUGAGUUAUCAACCACAGAGUCGAAAAGGUGGUAUGGGAGAUGCCAGUAAAAGACAAUAUUUUGUUUCCAAUGAUACACUACGAUUAAAUGGAUCAUUAGGGUUUCAACCAGAUUUAUUUAAGUAUGUCACCAAUUCCACAGAAGUUACAAGUGAUACAACCAGUGAUGUGGCUUCUACUUCAAAUGUAUCUACAGCUAUUCAGAGAUCACUCCGUCGAGCCUCACGAAUGAUUGGACAACCAACAUUACUUCCAACACGUACAGAGUUGUGUCGAGCACCUUAUGUAUGUUGUGCAACGGAAGCACUUGGAUUAGAACCUUUUCGUCUUGCUACCAUUACAGCAGAAGCUACUGCACCUUCAGCCAAAGGAGAUGGUGGUUCUAAUACACGAAUAACUGAAACUAUGCGAAUUCGAGCUAAAGAUUUACAUGAUGCUCUUAUAGAACUUGCUAUUGGUAAGAACAAGAAAUCUAAAGCUAUCUCUUCUGGAAAUGUUUCACCACGAUAUAUGCCAAUGUUAGUAGAAUAUAUAGCAGCUGCACGUGUAAGAUCUGUUUCUCGUCAUUAUCCAUUAAAUGAAAUCCUUAUGCGUCAAAGUUGGUUAUUACAAGAUACACCAGCACAUACCAUACGAGCUCUUGUAACUCAAUUAACUCCCCGUUCAUACUUUCCAGGUGAAGUCAUUCUUUGCCCUCAUACGCAAAGCCGUCAAUUAUGUUUUCUUCGUCGUGGUAUUAUGACAAUAGAAGAACCUCCAGCUAUAGAUAAUUCCACUGAAGGACACUGUAAAUGUGGAAAUUCUAAUGAAAAGAGAAACAUAUUACAAGAAGUUCCUGUAGGGGCUUCUUUUGGAGAACUUUCUGUACUUUUUGGUGAGCCAAGACAUUUUGUUCUUCGAGCACAAACAACUUGUGAUAUUUGGUGUCUUUCUCAUCACAGUUUUGCAGCAACAGUAAGAAGAGACGAUGCUCUACGAGAAAGUUUACUUUCUAAAGCUGCUGCACUUCGAAUGAGAUGGUUAGGAGAACAAAGAUUUACACCAUCAUUAGCCCAAAAAUUACGUGAAUGCUGUGAACUUUUCCGUGAUGCAGCUGAUAGUUUUAUUUAUCUUAUACAAGAACGAAUAGAACCAGUUGUGUACCCUCCUGGAACACUACUUACUUCUACUUCUUCACGUUGUAGUGAAAUGUAUAUUAUUCUUCAUGGUAGGGUAACAUCUAUUGUUGAUGGUGUAGCAGAGUAUGGACCUGGUAGUGUUAUUGGUGAAUCUACUAUUAUUUCUCAUCGUUGGCCCUUGGGAUUGGUCUCAAAGUCUAUGGUAGAAGGAUGGAAGUUAGAUCGUAAAAAACUUCUUGACGCUUUACAUCGUAUUGAGAUAUUGCGUCGACACUCCGGUGAAGUUGGGGCACAUGCACCGCAGUUAAUGCAACAUGUCUUUGCCCCGCCUGUUCCUCCGUGUGAUGUGGAUGCGGUGGGACGUUCACGAAUGCCUUUAGUGGGUCCACCGCCACGUGGAGAUACGUAUUUGGAAUUUGCCCAGUGGCUGGCGGAACUACAAUUAAAGGCUCUUUGUUUCCGUUACCGUGAUUAUGUAAAGUGGAAUGAUAUUUCUUACACUACUUUACCUGGAGAACGUAGAAGGCAAUUCCUUACGGAACCAGCGAGUUCCGUUGUGGAUUUUAACUAUACUACCGGAAAUGAUACUACGGAUAUGGUAGUGGGUAGUGGUGUGAAUGCGGCACGAGAAGGAAAGAAACGUAAAACUGCAAAGAAACAAGAGAAACGUAGAGUUGUCGCAGGUAGUGUAUUUCCUUUCUAUGUGAACGCAACUAUGACACAUCAACCCUUUACAAGACCAAGUCUUAGAAAACCACCUACUGUAAUAGUAGACGAUGAUGAUAAAUCUAUUUCGAGGCAACGGGCUUUAACAGCUGGAUGGAAAACGCAACCACAUGUGAGUUUACUACCUCAACUAAAGCAGUUAACAACACUUAUUGAAAACCGAGAUAAAAUGCAAAAAGUUGAGGCGAAACAAAAUGCCGUUAAUGAUGUACAACAGGAACGAAUGGAACUUAUUGGUAUGUCUCAUGACGUCGUAACUAAUACGGCUGGUCCCCCACCUGUUCAUCUUUUUCUACAGGGUUCUAAUCCCCGUGUUCAAAUAAGUGUUGCUGAAGCUAUUUCUGUAGGAUAUGUAUUACAAUUUCCAGAUACAAAAAGGAUUCAGUCAUGUGUCUCUAAUAUUGACCCAGAUGUAACGAUUGGAUUACCACAACACCGUGAGAGACGACGCGAUAUGGCCCUUACUCCUAAUGAACGCCAUUAUAGACACUGUUUCCUUUUUGCUGCCUCAAAGUUGGGUGAACAUACAGCGGAAGAGGCGAUGGUACGGGAAGCUGCUACACGAGAAGCUGAAAGUAAAGGGAAAGCACAACAACUCACCAUUCUUCUUCUUGAUCAUCUUAGUGAAAGACGUCAACACUCUACGGAGUUGGGAGCCAUGACAUCAGAACCUGGACUUAAUGCUUCUACCGAUUGGAAUAGAAUUUCCUUCUUAAAAACACCAUCUCGUGAAGCGAUAAGCCCAAGGAAUCAUUCUACUCCUGGAAAACAGAGAAGUUUUCAAGCGAAUUCUGUUGUUGGGGAUCAAGCAUUUCUGCAACAACUUACUGAAAACCCUAAUAGAGCGAUGGAUUCUCUUCGAGCAAAGUUUAAUAUUCCCCCAGAGAGUGGUCUUGGUCCUAAUUUUGCGACCGUGGAAGAAGCCGGGGAUGGUAGUUUCAGCCGUUCCGCCUCCGAAGGCACCGCUGGCCACGCGGGGCAGGGCGAGAGUGUGAUGGAGCGUCUCCGCCGAGUGACGAUGAACUCCGACCUGACGGGAGGAGGCGAAGGCGCUCCCACCGGUCCUCCCCCGCGUGUGCCUGGCAGCCAUGCGGAUGAUAAGGGACCUAAUAAAUCAGAAGAAGGGGAAACAGUGAUGGAGAAGUUUAUGAGACGCGAGGAUGCGCCGUUAUUUAUUGAUGGAUAUGGACAACUGGGCAUGGAAGGUAGAAAUUCCCUCCUGGACGGAGAUCUCAGUAGGACGGAAACGGAUGGUGGAUUGCCAAAUGAUACCCUUUACACAAGUCAUGGUACUUUACCGCCCGAACGCGGGGAAAGACAUCACGCAUCGCAGUGGGUACCGCACAAUUUUGUGAUGCCAACAGUGAAUGAGGCAACAGCCACCAUGCGCCGCAUACAACGCGAUGUGAACGGCUUAAACGCCGUGGCGGAGGAACAACGACGUGAGAAAUUACAGAAACGCCGUCAACGCGGUGAUCACACAUCGGAGUCCUUUGAAGGUCCAGUCCCGCAGGAACUGCAGCGGGUGGUGGAGGACUGGACUGCCACUUAUCGCGCAAACGCACGGGAUCCUCUCUGCCCGGCGACCAUCCCACCGCAACUGUUGACAGAGGCGGGAACAGACUAUCUCGCAGAGGAGUUUCACAACACACGACGAUAUCAACAACAACUGCAGCGGCAACAACAACAACAACAACAACAACAAGGAGCAGAAGCCGGUUACGGGGCAUAUGGGGUAGAGAUGUGGCGUGGCGAAGUUGAACUGAAAGAUAGACGCGACGGAAAAAAUCGCGAAAUGGGACGCGCACGAAUAAGUAGAAAUCUUUUGACGGUUGUCGGGUCCAAAAAGUUCGGUGUACCCUCAAAACCGCUACGCAACCCGACGUAUGGUAUGAGUAAAGAGGAAUACCAAGAAUGGGUGACGGAGCGUGAUGCUAUUUUUGCAUCCGCAUCACGACAAAAAUGA